Paramormyrops kingsleyae is the source of this 1993-nucleotide messenger RNA. RefSeq lists its product as uncharacterized. The record is from RefSeq and is a predicted model, not a curated record. NCBI's taxonomy places the organism in Eukaryota, Metazoa, Chordata, Actinopteri, Osteoglossiformes, Mormyridae.
AAUGCUUUAGUUAUCUGUGCUUCAGUGCUCAGCGCUUGAAUGACAUGAAGACUGGGAGAGAGCUGGGGUUCCGCUGAGGUGUAAACAGUUUGUUGGAAACAAGUCGGCAUUACGGAAAUGACAUAAACCACUGUGAUUCAAAGGUGGUGCAAGUGCAGUCACAUACAAGCUGAAUGCUCUUAGUUGAACCAGUCUCUUUGUGUUUUAUUGAUAUAUAUCUGCAUUCGGAGACAUGCUGUUCAAAAUUCAGAUUUGGGCCUGGUCGAUCUUACUGUAUUGUAACAUUCCAGCUUCAUGCGGUCAUAGCAGAUGUAACAAGGCAUGUGAGAUUACUGCGUUGGUCAAGGGUACCAUUAACUCUGCUGUCCUACUGCCAUGCAACAUAACCGUGAACCACAUUCAAACUGUGAUGUGGAGCCACGCCGCUGAUUUAGUUACAAUCAGAACACAUGGAUAUGUCAAUUUCUCGGAUAACCGAGGGGGCAGAGUGAAGACGUUUCCCUACUUGUCCAACAAAGGAAAUUUCUCGAUCCGACUGGAACAUCUCCAGCAGUCCGACCUGGGAAUUUACUGCUGUGAGGUACAGCAUGAAUCAUUAUCUGCCUGCAACAAAGUGAACGUUACUCUGGAUGUGCAAAAACAUUUAGAAGAAAACCUAAAAGGGAGCUCUGUGAAGCGCUUCUUGGAAGGCAACUGGUACUAUAUUGUCGCUGCUGGAGUCCUCCUCAUUGCCCUUGUCGUCAUCGUCUGUGCCUGCCACAUGAAGAGAAGAAGUGAACCUGAUGAUGCUGAUUAUGUCAAUGAAGGCUACACUGGAAGCAAUGAGCCAAUGGAUACGGUAUGUGGCCAGAUGGAUGGGGAAGCCAUGAAACAAAAGUCAGAAAAUCAACUGCAGAGUUCUGAUGUACAGCAAAGUGGAAAUCCAGUAACCAUUUAUGAAAACAAUGAACAUGAUCCAAGCUGGACCUGUGUGAGAGAAAUUAAUUCAUACCAAAACACUACAUGUACCUCCAGAACACAACACAUAGCUGAAAAACAACACUAUGUCAACCAGUCUGAAAUUGUGCACACAGUGUCCAAAACAAGGAAGAAUAAAAGGAGCUUAUGGAGAAGAAAAGCUAAUGACAGUAUUGAAUACAAAAAUCCAAUCUAUUCCAACCGUGGGGAGCAGCUUCAUGAGCUUUAGAAUAUUUUACCUAAUUAUAAUACUGUAUAAAGACAGAAUGUGUUUAAGUGUUUCCCAGUCUACUUAAUGCUUUGAUGAUUAUUUUAGCUGCAUUAAGAAAAUUUUAUGUUUUGAAGAACUGCACUGCUGAUAAUUGAUUUUGUGUAUCCUGUACCAAAAAUCUAAAUUACAUGUUUUUCAUUCAGAUGAUAACAUUUUUGUUGUAUUCUUAACCAUGGACAAAAUAGCAAGCAUCAUAUUCUAUAUGUCAGAUAUAUGGUAUACUGAAUACAUUGUACAUUGUAUAGAAAAUAUUCAUUCAUUCGUUCAUUCAUUAUCUAUACCCACUUGCAAACAAAAGAGUAUAACUAAAACUACAACAAUCUAGGUUUGCCACUAUUACCACCCCAUGCCCUUGAUAUAAGCUUGCCAUAAUUAGUUACUUUUACAUUUCUUGCCAUCUGCACAGCUCCCAGCUUAUUGUGCUAUCCCUUACUCAUGCACAGGAGUCAUUGUAUUAGUAUUUUCUGCUUUCCAUAUAGGGGUGGUGCAGUGUUGCUUCACAACGCUGGGACUGGGGUUUGAGUCUCUGCCCUGGUUCUGUGUGUUUGCAUGUUCUCCCCAUGCUACCGUGGGGUGUUCUCUGGGUUCUCCAGUUUCCUGCUAAGGUGAAUUUGAGUUGCCUGAUUGAGUGAAUGUGUGCUCACCUUGCAAUGACAGCAAUGAGGCUCCUCCUCCUUGGUUGUUUCCUACCAUAUGCCCAUAGGCUCCAGACCCCCACAACCCUGAACAGGACAACCAGGUACAGAAAAUGGAUGGAUGACAAUU